AUGGAACAACAACAGUCUUUUGCCGACGCGCCCGAACUGUACUCGGCACAAUGGGUCAACAAUGAUCAAAGGCAGCAGAGGAGCCUCGCACCCGCGUCACGCAUAACGCCCGAGGAGAUGAUGCUCCACGCUGCUGCAACCCAGAUGCAGAACGCCCGCGAAUAUUCGAUGCCUCCCGGCAUGGGCGCCUCGAUGAGCCAGUCGAGCGCCCAUAUGAGCCAUUCCAUGUCGUUCCAACAGCACGCCAUGCCGAGGCAUCCUCUGCCAUCCGAAAGCUUCGCCAACAACAGCUUCACUGAUGAUAGCCAGAUGAUUGAUCGCGACGAGGACGGUGACUCUUUGGCGGGAGCGAUGGGCAUGCAAAAGUCGAGCUCCGCCAGGUCUAGUGCUAACAAUGAGUUGGAGAUGCGUCACCUCUUCAACGCAAACAAGCACCGUGGCUUGCAGGAUGUUGCCAGCGAAUUGCACGGCAAUGAACGAGGCCCCAACUCCGAACGUACCCGACAAGUCUUCGCCAUGCUCUGGAUCAACUCGGUAUGCACCAAGGGCAAGGGAUCUGUGCCGCGAGGCCGUGUAUAUGCCAACUACGCGUCCCGGUGUGCUACUGAGAGGAUCACCGUCUUGAACCCUGCCAGCUUUGGUAAGCUGGUUCGCGUACUCUUCCCAGGUCUCAAGACUAGGCGACUUGGUGUGAGAGGAGAGUCCAAGUACCACUACGUCAACUUUUGCUUGGUUGACGAUCAGCCCGACCUCCGCGAGCCCGAGCCUCACAUACCCGUGGCUAUCUCCGAACCUACCCGUUCCCAAAGCUUCAGCACGGUUCCCGCCAAAACCCAGCCUACCAAAGCCGUACUGCCGUCUCCCGAUGUCACCAAGCGGCCAGAGAGCCCAGCCCAGGCCUCGCAUGGCCACUCAAGAUCGCAUAGUUUCUACAGCCAUCCGAAUGUGACCAGUGCGGAUCACCUAAACUCAUCCACCUCGAAGACAUCGCUCCACUUCUCAUUCCCCUCGGAAGCGGAUGAAGCCCUUCUCCAAUCUAACGAACCUCUUGUGCUACCUCGAAUGGAGCCUUUCUUACCCAACGGAACUGACCCAGAUGCUGCGAAGAGCUUGUCUGCCCUGUACAGGUCGCAUUGCACCUCACUCGUUGAAUGCGUUCGCUACUGCAAGGAGAAGACUUUCUUCCAUCUCUAUACGUCGUUCCAAGGCACGUUGACGAUGCCAGUCCAGAAGCUACUGGGCCACCCUAGCCUCGCUCCCUGGAUUGAGGAGUGCGACUUUAUCCUGUACCAACGCAUGCUUAGGAUCAUCUCCGGGCUUACACUCCAGGUCGUGCCCAAACCGGUUCUGGAUACGCUACGCAACAUCUCCGAGCGGCUCGUACCCCACAUUCGAGAGGCCUUCCAGGGGCAGCCGCACCACGUUAUCCGGGCCAAGGAGGCGCCGGCAACCAUCUUCGCGGCUCUGCUGGAUCGAGCACUGAGAGUCAACCUUACCGCCCACGCGGCGGCCAACAUGCUGUCGAACCCGGCCAACCGCGACCAGAUGUAUCUUGAUUGGAUCACCAUGGUACGCGUGCGUAAGGUGGCUGAGUGCGUACCUACUCGGGGCAUGGAUGAUCUCGUCAGCUUGCUUGUCUCCGAACUUCGAGAUCUGCUCAGCCCCAUGAACGUACCUUGGGAGGUUGAGUGUUUGACUGUUUACGGCGACAUUGCCCUGAGAAAUGGCCGCCAACCGGAUGCUGAGAGCACGGGAGAGCACAACGGCCAGAAUGUCCUGGAACGCUGGGUUGGCUUCCUCAAGUCACUACCAACGCGGUUCCCUUACGCUUCGCACACGGACAUUGUCUACUCCGUUCAAAGAGUUGGCACGGCAGUGAUGCGGGAUCUGACUAUGGCCCAGGGCAAGAGCUUCGGUUCAUGGUGGGUCACAAAGUGUUGGAUCGACGAGAUGACUUGCUUCCUUGCCGAGCAAGGCGGAUUCCUACAGAUGAGAACAUCCGGCGCAUCGGCAGCUCUCGUCAACACUCAAUCGGCUGCUCAGGAGGCGAGUCGCCAAGGGUCCCGGUAUAGCACCGGUAGCGAGGAGUUCAACUUUUCCAGUCUCCCGCAAGCGGAACCCGACAAGGCGCCGUUUCCACCAUCAACGAGCCAAGGCCAGGUCGAUUCUGCGGGGAUGACGGCGGGAAGUAACCCGGAUGAUAGUGGGAUUGGCAUCCGGACGCCAGAGGAGGACUUUCCCAUGGACAAAUACACCUUCUCACACUCGGAGGUCAACCAAGCGCUGCUUGCCAAUGCCGAGUUGCAACAAUGA
Messenger RNA from Colletotrichum spaethianum, 2313 nucleotides. RefSeq names its product transcriptional regulator RPN4. Bases 1 to 2313 code for a protein of 770 amino acids. Lineage: Eukaryota; Fungi; Ascomycota; Sordariomycetes; Glomerellales; Glomerellaceae. The record is from RefSeq and is a predicted model, not a curated record. Gene Ontology annotation, molecular function: DNA-binding transcription factor activity, RNA polymerase II-specific; RNA polymerase II cis-regulatory region sequence-specific DNA binding. The transcript has a single exon. Gene Ontology annotation, biological process: regulation of transcription by RNA polymerase II.